UGUGCUAGAUUUACAGCCUCUUUAUGCUGCUGAAGUCUGAUUUGUACAAUUACUGUGAAUUACUCUCAGUUGGUGACUGAACUGACACAAUCCAGUCUAUGUAUGUGAGGUGUAUUAAGAAGAAUUUACAAUGUAGACGCAUUGUGUUGUGGCUGCUCAUCCAUCAGGACUGCUCUAACAGGGAGAAGAACAAUGAGAAUGAUAGCCGUGCCGAAUCCCUUACAUACCAAACACCAAGGGUGCCCAACACUGAGGGAAAAUAUGAAAAAGGUGUCUGCUGGGGAAUGGCACAAGUAAAGGAAUGGAUGAUGAAAAUGUGUCACUUGCAGGAGGAUUACAUGCCCCUGCAGAAUAGUUUACAGUGCCUUGGAAGGACCCUAGCAACCAGAAUCUACAGUCUACAAUUCCGUCCGGUGAAAAGCACCACGAGUCUCAGAACGGAAACAAGGCUCUCAAGGGGUAUACAUCACUUUCACACCAUAGCCAUCUGUCUGUGUAACAACAUCUGCACAAGCUCAGUAAAGGCUGUUAUCCGUAACCCGACGUCGGGGGCACCCUGCAGCCAAUUUUUGGACUCAGCGGUAGUUGGCACAAGACCACCGUAUCCAGUCACUGGCUGCAGGGAUGUCAACAAAGGCAGACGGGAGGACCAGAGCGGCAAAAAGGAUAAAACAAAAGCCAUAGAAAUCUCUUUACAUGAAGAGGCUGUUAACAUCGAGCAGGAAGAAUGCAUUAAGAUAGCUUGA
Messenger RNA from Hyla sarda, 746 nucleotides. RefSeq lists its product as uncharacterized. The coding region runs from base 99 to 746 and encodes 215 amino acids. The transcript is spliced from 6 exons. The record is from RefSeq and is a predicted model, not a curated record. Lineage: Eukaryota; Metazoa; Chordata; Amphibia; Anura; Hylidae.